Pocillopora meandrina is the source of this 8324-nucleotide messenger RNA. Lineage: Eukaryota; Metazoa; Cnidaria; Anthozoa; Scleractinia; Pocilloporidae. The record is from the annotation of a GenBank genome assembly.
AUGGCGGCUGCCUCUCUAUUAUUCUGUCGUUCGUCAAGACACCUUUCGUCGAGGAUUAGAGAGUUUUGCUCAAAAGUUAGUACUCUAAAAAAAAGAACGAAAAAAACUUUUAUUCGAUAAAAAUGUGCUUAAUGUGUUUCCUGGUUGCAUUUCAGGCCGUCAUUGAUCGUGGGGUCGUACUUGGCGUGUUCGAGGUGGACAGCGGUCAUGAAAAGAAAUCUGAUGAGGUCGAUGUAGAAAAUUUCUUCACCGAAGCAGCUAAAAACUUUAACUCAAGAACUUCAGGAAAGCUCACGGAGAUGAUCAAAUUGUGAGAAAUACCUUUUUAACUUUGCUUGAAACAUUUUGUUUAGUUUUUUUUUUAAACUUGUCAAUAACUUUGUCAUUUCGUGACAGUUGGUGUUGUGUGACAAUAUUGUAUCUAAGUAAUGUUCAUAGGCACAUAUCAGAAAGAGAAGGUCUUAACGGUAGUUUGACUGUCACUGAAGGCGCUUAACCAAGCACUCACUAUAUUUUGAAGGACUUACAGGUCUCACAGGGAUACCACUAGUAUAGAAACUGGGACAGAACACAAGUGGAGAACAUGAGCCCCUAACAAUUCUAUUGUAAGGGAAAACUACUAAGAAAUGAUAUAGGAAUUUAUUGAAUGUGUUACGUUGAUACCAAUAGGUCUGGAUUUAAGGGAAAAAUUGGCAAAUCAAAGACAUACUUUGGCAUUGAUAAGGUGCGUAUUCUUUAAAAUGUACUUAGUUUUUUUUUUUAAAUUUCUAAAUUUUACAACAGACAUUGAUAAAUUAUUGUAAUUUUGUCCAUUUUUUGAAACAUAGUAUAUUUACUGCUUGCAAAGGACAUUUUAUGAUUUAAUAUUUUUUGAUGUGUUAAGGUAACAAUAAAUUUGUGAUAGUGACCAUGAUUUGUUUAACUGUUUCAAACUUAAUUGAGGACACUUUUAGUCCAUGAGAUUUUUAAGGCUGAAUUCAAUAUUUUUUUGGUAAGGAGAACCUUUUUAUUUUUAAAUGAGAAAUUGUUUAAUUUUCAUGUUGGAAGUGUGAGUAGUAUUUCUGUUGAUGGAGUAGAAGGUGAUCUCAGCACUCUGUGCUUUGAAAUGAGUCAUAAAAUAUUGCCUUUAAUUGUAAAUAUUUAUCUGAGGUAAAUAUCAUUUUAUGUCCACUUGUGGAUACAAAUGUGUCCUCUGGUGUUGAUUUUGUCUCUCAAGAGUUAACACAGGGAACAAGUGAAAGAUUAUUAUAUCAAGGGGACAGCUUUUAAUUAGCAGACAGUCUUGUCAGCAAGCUUCAGUCUUUUUCUCUCUUAUUCUCUUUCAGGAUUACCCUUGUGUUGUUGUUGUUGGUCUGGGUAAAAAGGAUAUUCAGUCUGAUUCAGAGACAAGUGAAGAAAAGGAAUCUUGCAGCAACUACAGACAGGCUUCAGGGGGUGAGCUUUCUGUUAUUACAUGUAUGGUAGCACUUGAAACCAAAACAUUUCACUGUAAAUCAUUUAACACUCCAAUAAAAUUUGCUUUCUUCCAAACAUGAGGAUCUUUGAAGCCCAAUUGAUAGUCAGCACCUAACUAGUACCUAGAGGUAACAUGUGCAAACUAAGUCAUCACGCCUUGGAUUUUUCAGAAUUUCUGAAUUUUUUUUUCAUAAAUAAGGUAAUUUCAGUUCACUUGAGAAGGUCAUUUUGUCAUUUGUAAUCAACCACAAGUCUUAAUCCAAUUACUUGUAAGCAUAGAACACCCGCAAUCAGUAAGCAGUUAUUUGAUGAGAGGGGAAGGGAGGGGUGGUCUAUAAUGGUACAUAAUGUAUACGUGUUCAACUUGGUGUUUUUUAUAAGUCAAAAUAAAAGUAAAGGGAACCAAAAUGUGUCUUAUUCAGUGGAUAUGUCUCAGAUUCAUUGUGCAGUGUUGGACAUGUACCCACAUAGCUUUGUGGAAAAUUCUUUUGAAAUGACUUUUCAAUGGUACCAUUUUGUCGCAGUUGGUGUUAAGGUUCUAAGAGACUGUGGAGUGCAGACAGCAGAAGUAGAUACGUUUUCAGACCCUCAAGGUAAGAAAAGUAUAUUUGAUAUGGAUAGCAGUUUAUGAAAGUGCCAGAAUGAUGUAUUUUGUCUUAAUGCAUAAACCUUUCCAUGAUUGAAACAAUGCAAACAUCAUAUUCUUGUACCUAUUAUUUCAGCUGCAGCCGAGGGAGCAAAUUUAGCUCUUUUCAGUUAUGACACAUUGAAAUCUUCGAAGAAGUUGGAAGUGGAUCUCCAGCCCCAUAAGCAUGUGACAGAAAGUGAUUUGAAGAGGUAAAUACCCUCAUCUAAUAAAUAAAUUGAUAAUUAUAAUAUGAAAUUGAAGUUUGUAAAUUGUUUCAAAGGUGACAUGGUUUUUAUGAGUAUAAAAACUUAUUUUAUUGGUGAUGUUCUUGUAUUAUUAUCCUAGAUUUUUCCUGUCUACCCUAAGAAAGUGUGUCAUGUAAAAGAGCUAACCUUGUGCAGCUACUGAAUAUACGUUAACCCUCUGAUCCCUGAGGGUGACUAGCAUCUAAUUUCUCCUCACAAUAUCAUCCCCAAAUGAUAAAAUAAGGUCACAAGAAUAAAGGUUCGACCACCACUGAAAGAAGCUUCAGUGGUGGUAAAAAAUUUUCCUUCUCAGUACCUCUGGAAAUGCAUAUAGAAUAAUAUGGAGAACAUGCACACUGAUGUUAGGGUGUAAAUGGUGAAAAAUGCUGUAAAUAACGAAUUGAAGUAGUAUGUAUCUGGCAUUUGUGUUACAUACGACCUAUUUUUUGUUGUGAUUUACCAAAUGUAAUCAAUUUUUUGGUUUCUUAAUGUGUAUUGUUCAUAUUACUGCAGCCAAGAGGAGGAAAUAAAUUUCAAUGCCUGGCAUAAACUUUGGCAGGAUGGGUUACUGUUAUCUGGAGCACAAAAUUUUGCCAGAGAGCUGAUGGAAACACCAUCCAACCUUUUGACACCAACAGUCUUUGCUGAUACGCUUAUCAACAGGUUUUCAGAUCUAGAAAGUGUGGAAGUGUUGGCAAGGUAUUUAAUACACAUUUCUCUGUUGCUAAAUUCAUGUAUUUCAUUAAUAUGUAUUUACAUUUUUAACAGUAGUACAGACAAUAGUCUGUGUGACCUUCAAUAUGUGCAUAGUCAACAAUAACUUGCAUAACUGUCCAAGCAUUAUGUAUUACAUAUGUAUAUCAGGGUUUUGUACAUGUCAAACAGGCUGGGAAUAUGCUUUCACUCUUCCCAAGUGGGAUUCCAGUCCACAGAAGGUUAACCUGGCAUUUUUUAAGGUUUCCUGAAAUAGUUCAUAGUUACUGAUAUAAACUCCUGGAUGUACAUUUAGAGAGCUUAUUCAGAAUUAAGUAUGAACGUAAGUCUAAUCCAGUAACUGCAUGGCUCCUAUUUAGUGAAUGAUAGACAUUGCUUGGUGGAGAAAUGAAUUUUAAUUGAAUGUUAAUUUAUGGUGGAGUUCUAAUCCCAUAAUACUACUUAACAAUAGCACAAGGACUGAUAAGUAUUGCUUGUUUAUUCCAGAAGUUGGUUUUACCAAGUAUCUUUGUUCCCUAGGGACCAAAAUUGGGCAGAAGAACACAAGAUGGGUGCAUUCCUGAGUGUUGGCAAGGGCUCAAGUGAACCAAGUGUUUUCUUAGAAAUGAAGUAUUCUGGUGCCAAGGAAUCUGAUUCACCCCCUUUAAUUCUUGUUGGGAAAGGUGACUGUUUAUUUGAUUUUUCAGGAAUCAGCAUGACAUUCAUACAUUCCUGAACAGAACUCUUCCUGGCAAAUAAUUGUUUUGUUCAAUGGCAAUCUUUUCAACCUGGAAAGGUUCAGAUAAAAAUAUUUUUCUCAUUCUUGAAAUGGGAUAAAAAAAGUACCGUAUUUAUUCGCCUAUAAGCCGAUCUCGGCUAUAAGCCGAGACCCUAAACUUUUUCAUGUCAGCAGCUGUUGCAUUGAAAUAAAAAAUAAACACAAAACAUUCGGCUGAGACCUUUUGCAAAAGUACUCCACGAACUGAGAUGAAUUAACAUAAACCGAAAACAAAAGGAGCUUCCCUCUCGGGAAACAUGCAACCAAAAAGUAGGUUAUGAAUAAUUUAAUGUGAUCCGCGCUUACAUGCUUAAAGUAAAUAAAUAGAACCAUGCGUGCGUAACUUUAAAAAAAUGGGAUUUAGCAGUGGACAUUUCAUGAGGUGGCUCUUCUUAUCCACUGGUUCUAGGUCAAUUUGGAAUUUAGAAGGUUGGUUUUCAUGCAUAUAUAAAACGAAGGUAUUAGGGAAAUUUUGCUUUCUUUCUUUUUACUUGUUGAUUUGCUGGUGGGUGGAUGGGGAAAGGGACUAAUGGACUGACUUACCAGUUGAUUUUAAUUAAAAUAAAGGGUUUGCUCUUGAAAAAAUAUAGAAUUAUUUUUGUUUUCUGGCCAGUUGAUAUUCCUUUUCUCUUCUUACAGGUGUGACAUUUGACAGGUGUGUAAAUGUUCUUUGAGUUGAUCAACAAAAGUGUACAAUACUUGAGUUUAAGUUAAGUCACAAAUGUCUUGGAUAUUACUAACACCACAUGUUGUUGCUUUGACUUUCCUUUUCAUAGGGUUUGUUUGAGAAGGGAUCAGUGUUAUUUAUGUCUGUGUUGGCUGCACUUUUGUUUUAAUUUUUUUUUCAUUUCUUUUGUUAGUGGUGGUAUCAGUAUCAAGCCAGCUGCUGGAAUGGGGCUCAUGAAAGCUGAUAUGGGUGGAGCUGCCACUGUUAGUGCAGCAUUUGAAGCCAUAGCAAGGCUAAAAGUGCCAAUCAAUGUCACAGCUCUUGUUCCUUUGUGUGAAAAUAUGCCAUCAGGAUGUGCUAACAAACCAGGAGAUGUCAUCACCGCAAUGAGUGGGAAGACUAUUGAGGUAACUCAAUGAAAUGGUCUGGGUAUAUUUACAGGUCCUCCAUAUAAAUUCAAACGUUGGUUUGUAAUGAAAUUGUCAUACCUACGAUCUAACCUUGUUUUGGGACACAACACCCCAACUACCCUUACUUUCUUAUCACACAUUUAAAGACUAACCCAUCGAAAUAAAAUGAGAGAGGUUUUGGGAUCAGAAGAGUCACAUUUGUGUGCGUGGAAGGGGCGGUCUAAGAUGUCAUACCAUAUAAAACUAAGAACAACGCAAAUCUCGCCCGACGUCGAGGUAAUCUAGUGCGUUAUCACGCCCAAAAACCAUGGGGUUAUGUGAGUAUGCCAAAAAAGCCUCAGAAUCAACAGAAAAAACGACGAAGGACCGUGCUGAAGAGAGAAGUGAGGCAGGGAAAACGUAUCUUUUCUUUUGCCAAAGGAAAGUUGUAAAAAAUCGGUAGAAUGUUGAGCAAAAAUUGGGAAGCUGGAAACAAGACGUUUCCGACUAAAACGGGAGAGUUGGAAUCUCUGUAAGUAACGGAGUUCUUUCAGAGCAGUUAACAGAAUGUUGGGCGCGGGAUGUAGUUCAAGGAUACUGAAGGUUUUUUUCUAACUUAAGUUUCGCACAUCAUGACUUAUAGCCAACUUUUUUCAUUAAAUGCGCGCGUGGGGUCGUGUGGGUUAGUAGGUGCGUGCGCUAUAAUUGGUCAAUUUAGCGGCCCGUAUUUCCCUGUAUUUCCGAAGUUUUUGGAAUCGAAACUCUACCCAGAUAUAAAAGAAAUAUCUAACUUACCUCGUCUUCUCGGUCCGUAACGUACAAUACCGACCUUGAAUUCGCUUAGUAAGAGGUAUGUCACCCAUUCUUUCGAAGGUUGACAAUACUGAUGCAGAAGGAAGACUCAUUCUUGCCGAUGCUCUUUGUUACGCCAGCAAAUUCAACCCUCGUGCAGUUAUUGAUGUGGCUACACUUACUGGUAACUGUCUCGGUCAUACUAAGUUUUGUGUCUGUAUUAUUUCAACAAGGGAUUUUAUAGAACAGAUAAAGAUGCGACUCAUCUAUAUGUACUCAACAUCCUAUGUCGCUUCAGUCAAAUUCUUUGAUUUACAAUGAUAUCUCUUUUCCUUUGACCAUUUUGGAACCAUAUAGGAAGUAUUGUUGUAUAGGUUCAUGUAACCAAAAUUUGAUAUAAUCACCUACGCUUCAGUACGUUCAGUUCUAACACAGUUUUUUACAGGUGCGAUGGAUAUCGCCUUAGGACAAGGAGCUACAGGUGUGUUUACAAACUCUGCAACAUUGUGGCACUGCAUUUUUCAGGUAAGAAAUUCCGAUACUAACAUAGCAGCCUUCUUAAGUUUUUGGGAAUUCAGUCGAAAACUCUGUUUUUUUUAUGCAUUCAUCACUUUCACGUUAGAAGUAAAAAAUUCCUAACGUUAUCCUACUGGUCAGGCUAAAAUCAGACUAAAUUUAAUCGAUGGUGUCUUUGGGCGGGGGUGUUAACGGUUUCAUUGUAACAAAACAAAGCAGGGCAUUCCCUACUCCUCUGAAAUGCGCAUACACUACAGCCUUUCCUUUAGAAUUUCUAAGCUCAUUAAAUACCUUUUAAAGUUUGUCUGUCAGGAAGCCUGGCUAAACCAGUGUUUGUUUAAUUGUACAUUCAGGCUGGGUUCGAUUGCGGGGAGCGAAUGUGGCGCAUGCCAUUAUACAAACACUACACCGAACAGAUACAGUCUGAUGUGGCUGAUUUAAGAAACACUGGAAAAAAGAGGUAAGAUGGAAGAAUUGAAGAUGGGUGGGAAUUGGGAGAAGAAUGGAAGAAAAUGGGUGAUGGAAGAUGACUCUAGAAAUAUAAGGAGUGGUUGGAUUAUUAGAAACGAAGGGAGCUGUUGCAUUCUACAAAGAAACGCCGUCAAUAAGAAGGAUAUGACAAGAACUCGAUUACAUAGUUUAAUAAAGAGAAAGGAAAUUCCGAGCAAUCUGUAGCAUUAUAUUUGCUGCCUCUCAUUUCAGAAGCAAUAGUGCUUGAACCAUCACUCAGUAGAACAGUUUGUAUUUAUUUCAUAGUGAGACCGAAAAUGUUACUAAGCGCGUUCUCCACGCCUCCACGACUGAUAUUUUAACUAAGUUUAGUUAAAUAAGUGUGUGUUAUUUGACCAAACGUGAGAUCAAGAUGGGUAAACAUUGGCCGAGUUCUUUUUUCGCGGGUGAUCCAGUACCCUCUCGCCCGCUCGGGUAGCCAAUCAGAAUGCUUCAUAUUGCCCACGGGCGCUGCCAGCUGUAUAAUAACCAUUUUUUUUGUUUUUUUUGUUAGGUCAGCUGGAUCGUGUACUGCAGCAGUUUUCCUCAAGGUAAUUGUGAAUCACGGUUCAAGUGAACCUCUCUGGGCAGAGGAGAUAAUUAAGGGAAAUUUGUGUUGAGAAUUUGACUUUGAAUACAAGGUUAUCUGAACGCUGUAAUUUUUUUUGUAGGAGUUUGUUGACGCUAAACAUUGGGCUCAUUUUGACAUCGCCGGUGUGAUGGACAACAGUUCGAAUGUUAUCCCUUAUCUCAACAAAGGCAUGUCAGGUAAGGUGAUACCGGAAACAUUGACGUCAUUGAGCAGGGAGAAUAUUGCGUACAUUGCGUACUAUUUCACCUAGAUAGGAAAGGAUAAUUCAUGAGGUUUAUGAGACCCUUCGGGUCCUGGGCAUUAGACCCCAGCGAGGGCCCCAAAGCAUUAAUGCGCCCGUUAUCAAAACCGGUAAUUUAGUCAGUAACUUUUCUUGUCUUCUCUUGUCGAUGAAGAGUUAAAAGGUAGAUUUUAGAGAAGUCCAUACUCUUAUCUUAUCACAUUACACGAUAUCACAUUCUUUACUUAACUUAAUUUCUUUUAGGUCGACCAACAAGAGCCCUUGUGGAAAUUGCUAGAAAACUCGCAGUCAACAACUUGGAUUAAAAGGCUGAAUUCGACCUGAAGAGAGCAUGUCACAUUACUGAAUAUGUUUUCGUGAGAGAGUUUGGCAGAAUAAGGAAAAUAGAACGUUCACCCGUGAUUUUACACCACUCUUCUUAGUAGCACGGAACAAAGAGGUUCACGGUUGCACAAGUCAAAUCCUGUGGGAGAAAAAUACUUUUGGAAGUUUUUAUUUUAUUGUUCCGUGAACAAAUUUGGCCGCGAAUCACUCGGGUGUAAAUGUUCAUGGUGGUAUCUUUUAAAUCCUAAAGAUUGCCACCACCCGGGUUUGAACUAUAACACAAAACCCAACAUGCUUCAUUAAAGAACACAACAAUUACCAACAAAACAUUUUAUUAACUUCGAAGAAGACUUUGAUUAUAGGCUUUGAAUCUAAUAUGUCUUUAGCACAGCAGUUGCGCCGCAAAGUAAUAUGAAACUGAACAUCUAAGUAAAUAAUAACGGAGGAGUAGACUUAGGAUAAUAAUGAAUUAUUAUUUAAAAUAAUGUAAACUUAAUAAUUAAAUACUUUUUUUC